Molecule: messenger RNA, 1291 nt
Organism: Cryptomeria japonica (Japanese cedar)
Lineage: Eukaryota; Viridiplantae; Streptophyta; Pinopsida; Cupressales; Cupressaceae
Product: (+)-neomenthol dehydrogenase
Exons: 5
Coding region: 203-1228 (341 amino acids)
Cellular component (GO): membrane
Source: RefSeq, a predicted model, not a curated record
UCCAUUUCCAUUUCUAUAAUAUAGUUUUUGUCUGUAUUGCUGUAAAUUCCAAAGCCACGGCCGGCUGAUUUUGGCUGAUAAAAACAAGUUUUCUUGUUUCUAGGGCCGAUACGACAUUCCAAAUUGCCGUCCGAGAUGCGCAACAGAAUGUUAAUCUUUGCAAUGCCUGGUAAAAUUUUGCGGCAGAGCUAGGGGAAACAGAAUGUCAAGUGCAGAGAAAUGGUGGACGAAGGAGACUGUGGUGCUGGUGACGGGGGCAAACAAAGGAAUAGGGUUCGAGGUUGCUCGGCAGCUUUGCGAAAAAGGACUCACUGUAAUUCUGACUGCUCGUAAUGAGGAACGUGGAAGAGCUGCUUUACAAUCUUUGAAGGCUCAGGGAUUUCAACACAAUUUGGAAUUCUUCCCAUUCGAUGUGACUUCAGAGGAGAGUGCGUGUCGUUUGGUAGAGUGGAUUAAGCACACCCAUGGAAAACUGGAUAUCCUGAUUAACAAUGCUGCUCUAAAUGGUACUAAGAUUGAUAUGGACUACUUGAAGGCUCAUCAAAUAUCUCUUUAUGAGGCAAUGAUUAAUGAUUCUAUAACAGAGGCUUUCACUGUGGACUAUGAGACAGCCAAAGAAUGCAUUGAAACAAACUACUUUGGUGUUAAGAGGAGCAUACAAACUUUGCUUCCUUUGCUUCCACCACAAUCAAGAAUUGUUAAUGUCUCCUCCACCUAUGGUGCUCUUGAGAAACUGAAGGAUGCUGCUUUGAGGGAGAAACUUUCUAGAAUUGAAGCUUUAACAGAAGAAUUUAUUGAUGAUUUGGUAUAUAGAUUUCUUGAAGAUGUUAAGAAUGGAAGUCAUCCCAACAGUAACAGUAUAUGGCCUGAAAAACAUGCAACUUACAGGGUUUCUAAAAUAGCAUUGAAUGCAUAUUCUAGGCUUUUGGCACAGAAGCUUGCUCCCACAGAUGAGAAGAAGAUUAUAUAUGUGAACUGUGUGCACCCAGGGUUUAUUAAGACAGAUCUUAUAUUUAAUGAAGCAGGGGCAUCUCCUGUGGUGGGGGCUUCAAAUAUCUUGAGGGUAGCCUUGCUUACUCCUCCUCAGCUUCCAACUGGACAAAUCUUCAUGGAAGGAGAGCUUGGGGAUUUCAUUACAGAGUGGCUUCCUGAUCUCCCAAAAUAUAUCAUAAAAUCAGAACUUCAUUUUUAUUUUUGUUGCAACACCACAAUAAAAUAUAUAAAUUAAGUAUAUUAUACUGAUAUAUAUCUUUGUUUUCUUUUUCACAUUUUGAUAUAUAUUUGGAUGCCA